This is a messenger RNA of Biomphalaria glabrata, 2928 nucleotides long. Its product is annotated as E3 ubiquitin-protein ligase RMND5A-like. Gene Ontology annotation, molecular function: ubiquitin protein ligase activity; protein binding. Gene Ontology annotation, biological process: proteasome-mediated ubiquitin-dependent protein catabolic process. The transcript has 9 exons. Gene Ontology annotation, cellular component: GID complex; cytoplasm; nucleus. The record is from RefSeq and is a predicted model, not a curated record. The coding region runs from base 38 to 1219 and encodes 393 amino acids. Lineage: Eukaryota; Metazoa; Mollusca; Gastropoda; Planorbidae.
UGUAUAUGUCCAAUCCAAACAAACGUUUGAGUACAAAAUGGACGCUUGUUGGGCUGUUGAUAAAGAACUAGAGAGACUGUUUGAAAAAUAUUCAUCAGCUACGGAUAGGACACAAAAAACCUUGGAUGAUUUUAUUGCCUCAUUAAGAUCUUUCAUAAAUGAACUUUCUGAAAGAACAUCAGAUGAACUAAUUACAGAAGGUGCCAGGGCAUCAGUAGUUGAAUUUAUUGAUCGUGCAAAGAGUGUUUCAAAUAGUGUUAGUACUUGUCACAAAGAUCUUCAUGGCUCUGUAUCUAAGCUAGGAAAAACAAUUGACAGAAAUUUUACAUCUGACUUUUCCUCUGUUAUCACUGAGGGUGCUUUUGAUGGUGAAUGGCGGCAGACACUGUUGAAUGAAGUCAUUUGUGAACAUUUCCUGAGACAGGGCAUGCUUGAUAUUGCUGAAAGUCUAAAUGAGGAUGCCAGCUUAGAACUGUCUCAGGAAAGAAAAGAGCCAUUUUUAGAGUUGCAUCGAAUACUUGAAGCCUUGCGACAACAUAUCUUAGAACCAGCAUUAGACUGGGCAGAAAGAAACAGAGAUGAACUGAAUAGAAAAAAGUCACCUUUGGAAUUCAAACUACACAGAUUGAGAUUCAUUGAGCUUAUAAAACAUGGAUCUAUGAAACAGAUAGAAGUGUUGCAGUAUGCUAAAAAACUUGCACCAUUUGCAGAACUACACACCAAAGAUAUGCAGCUGUUGAUGGGAUCUCUGCUAUAUCUUAACAAUGGAAUUGAAAAUUCAACAUAUUCAUUUUUAUUUGAAGACUCAAGCUGGAUAGAAAUCUGUGAUAUUUUUACCAGAGAUGCCUGUGGCCUACUUGGUUUAUCAGUUGAAAGUCCUCUUAGUGUUGGGAUUAAUGCAGGUUGUAAAGCUCUGCCUCCAUUGUUAUCUAUUCGUCAAGUCAUGCAGUCCAGACAAGUUGCUGGUGUAUGGAGUAGUAAAGAAGAACUACCGGUUGAAAUAGAUCUGGGACAAGAUUACAGAUUUCACUCCAUAUUUGCUUGUCCCAUUCUAAGACAGCAGAGCACAGAGCAGAACCCACCUAUGAGACUUACCUGUGGUCAUGUGAUAUCCAAAGAGGCCUUGCAUAAGCUUGUUGUAGGCAACACAAACAGAUUCAAAUGUCCCUACUGUCCAGUGGAAAUGACUACUGCAGAAACUAAACAGAUUUAUUUUUAAGUAGCAUUUACAGGGAUAUGGUAUCAUUAGUCAUCAUAACGUGAGAAUUUCUGAAGUAUUUGAAGUAUGUCACCUUCACCGAAAUUGACUUCAAUUCACUGCCUUUAGUGAUGCUCACCAUUUUGUUCUGUUAGUUAGUCAAUGAAUCUCAGAUGAAUUUUUUAAAUUUUUAUCUUGAUGUUUAGAUUUUAUAAGUGAUGAAAUCUUUAGAAAAAACUGGGAAAAAAAAAUAUUGUUAAAAUAGAUAAAUAGAAGAAUUAGGAUAGAUCCUUAUGUAAUAUUUCUCAGUAUUGUUUUAUUUUUUUUUUUUCUUGUGUAAUUUCGGUCACAUAAGAAAAAAAGAGUAUGUUAAUAAUUCUUUUUAUAAUUUUGUAUAAACAGUUGUUAUUAUGUAGAGCAUUUUAAAUUACAUUUUGUGUUGUUGUUUUUUUUCUUACAAAAAAAAAAUCUGAGUGUACAUUUUGAUUGCAAAAGAUAUGUUCAUCCCAUAAAAUAACAAGAACUUUUUAUCUUUUUUUUUUGUUCCAUGCUUUUUUUAAAAUUUAGAUUACCAUACUAGAAUAUCGGUCCAUUGUUUUGUUAUAUAGUUUUAAUUGCCAGUUUGCCUUUAAUCAUUGUCAUUAUAGUUUUCAAAAUGUCACUUGGUAAAACACCUUCAAUUUUAUCAUCUCACUUAAGGCUUUAAAAAAUGUCAAGUUUUCUUUUUAUGUGCAUCAUUGUUGUAAAUGAUAUUACAGUUCUAAAGCCAGUUGUACACAGGGCCUAAUGUUGUGGUAAGAAUAGUAAGUUACAAAGAAUUGUGUUUAUUUUCUAACAUUUUUAUAUUAAUUAUUAUGUUUAUCUUUUUAGUAAAAGUAAAAUAGGAAUUCACAUUACUCUUCUGGGCACAGAAAGUGCUAAGAUUUUUUUUACCAUUUUCUUGUACCAGUUGUCCUCAAACACCCCCCCCCCCCCUUUUUUUUUUUUUUUUUUUUAAAUCUCAUUCACUUAAAAAACAAAUUAUGUUAUUAACAUUUGAAACAUAAUUUGAAUGUUGGCUCAUAUUUCAUUGUUUUGCACACAUUUCUUUUGAUUGUCCACGACACAUGAGAUUAUCAUUGUUUAGUGUGAACAUUAAAAUAAAAAAAAAUGUACAAGAUCUAAUUGUGUUGUGCAUCAAUUCAUUAGCUCAGCCAAUUCUUUUUGCUGUCAAGCACUGUUUUUUAUUUAGUGUCUCAUUUUGCAAAACCUGAUUUUAAAAUGUUUUUUUUUUUUAGCAAUAGUAGUAUCAUAAUAGGCUUCAAAAUUUUGAAAAGUCUAGUUAAACUAAUUUGAAGGGUAUUACAUUAUAGAUAAUUGCAUUAACAUUUUUUUAACUUCCAUUUGUAUAUUAAUUUAUUUUGUGAUUGUUUCAUUGAAAAACAAUUAAGGUGAUAACCUAAUUUAUUGCACUGUGUUUUUGUUAUGUUAUUGAUGAAAGUAAAAUAUGCUUAAAGCAAAAGUAUAAAUAUUUGUCCGAAGGUUUAAUGUUAAGUAAAAAAAUAUAUGUAUAUAUAUAUGUUAUGGGUAUUUGUAUAUUGUUGUGCUACUUUUAAACUUCUGGGAAAAUUUUGGCUUCUAAGUUUAGUGAUUAAAUUAUUAUAAAGUUGAUCACACUUCUUUGUAAUUGCAUUUACAGAUUAUUAGUGUGCCAUCUUACGAGUUAUUUCCCCCCCCCCCCCCCCCCCCCC